AUGCCGACUCUCAACCAAAGCAGCUUUGAUCCUAUAACGUUCAUCCUGACCGGCAUCCCGGGCAUGGAAGAGUCUCACAUCUGGAUCUCCGUCCCAGUCUGCCUGAUGUACGUUGUUGCACUUUUUGCCAACUCCGUUUUACUCUUCAUCAUCAUAACAGAGCGUAGCCUCCAUGAGCCCAUGUACCUUUUCCUCGCCAUGCUGGCGGUCGCUGAUCUAAUGUUAUCCACGACUACGGUGCCCAAGAUGCUGGCCAUAUUCUGGUUUAGUGCCAGGGAGAUUUCUUUUGAUGCCUGCGUUACCCAGAUGUUCUUUACCCAUUUUAGUUUCAUCGCAGAGUCAACCGUUUUGCUGGCCAUGGCGUUUGACCGGUAUGUUGCCAUCUGCUACCCUCUGAGAUACCCGACUAUCCUCACACACUCAGUGAUAGGGAAAAUAGCUGUGACAGCUGUUGUUAGAGGGUUGUGUAUAAUGUUCCCACCUAUUUUCCUCCUUAAGAGGCUACCGUACUGUGGUCACACCGUUAUGCCUCACACGUACUGUGAGCACAUGGGCAUAGCCCGGCUGGCCUGCGCUGAUAUAACAGCCAACAUCUGGUAUGGGUUCACCACAACUCUGCUGUCGUCAGGGCUGGAUGUCAUGCUCAUUGCUGUGUCUUACGUGCUGAUCCUCAGGGCCGUCUUCCGGCUCCCGUCCAAGGACGCCCGGCUCAAGGCUCUCAGCACCUGCGGCUCCCACAUCUGCGUCAUCCUGAUGUUCUACACGCCAGCCUUUUUCUCCUUCCUCACUCACCGGUUUGGCCACAAUAUCCCUGGACACAUUCACAUCCUCCUGGCCAAUCUCUAUGUGAUUGUUCCCCCCAUGCUAAACCCCAUCGUCUACGGGGUGAGAACAAGACAAAUCCGGGAACGAGUGACCCGCAUGGUCUCCCAGGCCUGGGGAUUUCACUGCUUCUGCGGGGGGAGGGGAUGUUGA
Emys orbicularis (European pond turtle) is the source of this 975-nucleotide messenger RNA. Its product is annotated as olfactory receptor 52B2-like. The transcript has a single exon. The record is from RefSeq and is a predicted model, not a curated record. Gene Ontology annotation, cellular component: plasma membrane. Bases 1 to 975 code for a protein of 324 amino acids. Gene Ontology annotation, biological process: G protein-coupled receptor signaling pathway. Gene Ontology annotation, molecular function: olfactory receptor activity; G protein-coupled receptor activity. Lineage: Eukaryota; Metazoa; Chordata; Testudines; Emydidae.